Molecule: messenger RNA, 1191 nt
Organism: Dovyalis caffra
Lineage: Eukaryota; Viridiplantae; Streptophyta; Magnoliopsida; Malpighiales; Salicaceae
Source: the annotation of a GenBank genome assembly
AUGGAUAUCCUUCUCCCAUACCUACACACUGUCAUACUAGCUGCUAUAGUACUCUUUUCGUGCUAUCUGCUAAAGAGGUCUAAAUCUUCCAAGACCAAAUUAGCACCACAAGCUGGCGGUGCUUGGCCUAUCAUAGGUCACCUUCCCUUGUUAGCUGGAGCUGAGCUUCCCCACAUAAGAUUAGGAGCCUUAGCUAACAAAUAUGGACCUAUUUUUACCAUUAGGAUAGGGAUGUACCCAGCUUUGGUGGUUAGUAGCUGGGAGUUGGCUAAGGAACUAUUCACCACGAACGAUGCAAUUGUAUCUUCUCGCCCCAAACUCACUGGUGCAAAAAUUUUGGGAUACAACUUUGCGAAUUUUGGGUUCUCUCCAUAUGGUGAAUUCUGGCGGGGAAUGCGUAAAAUAACAGCGUCAGAGCUACUCUCCAACCGCAGACUUGAGCAACUAAAACAUGUUAGAACCUCUGAGGUUGAGGUUUCUGUUAAAGAUCUAUACAAGUUAUGGUACUCGAAGGAUAAAAAUGAAGCAACCCAAGUUAUGGUUGAAUUGAAGCAGUGGGUUGGUGACAUAAAUUUAAACGUGAUACUUAGGAUGAUUGCAGGAAAACGAUACUACGGCGCUGGUGUUGUGACUGACGAAAAUGAGGCCCGACGAUGCCAGAGAGCGAUGAGGGAGUUCUUUCACUUGACUGGGUUGUUUGUGUUAAGGGACGCAGCUCCAUUUCUUGGGUGGUUGGAUUGGGGUGGACAUGAGAAGGCCAUGAAGAAAAAUGCUGAGGAAUUGGACAGUAUUGUUGACCAGUGGUUAGAGGAGCAUCGCAGGAAGAAAGAUUCUGCAGGUGAAUCCGCUAACAAAGAGGAAGACUUCAUGGACGUGCUGCUAUAUGCUCUUGAUGGCAUCAACUUGGCUGGUUAUGAUGCUGAUACCGUUCGCAAAGCCACAUCUCUGUCUCUCAUUGGCCAACAUUUUGAGCUCCUCCCAUUUGGUGCCGGUAGAAGAGCUUGUCCUGGGAUGAAUUUUGGACUCCAAAUGAGUCAUUUAGUGCUGGCAAGUUUCCUCCAAGCUUUUGAAGUCUCGCCUCUAUCAAAUGCAACAAUUGAUAUGACUGCAACUGCUGGGCUAACAAGCAGCAAGGCUACUCCCCUUGAGGUUCUAAUCAAGCCUCGCUUGCCUGCUUCUGUUUAUGAAUAG